Messenger RNA from Jatropha curcas, 1957 nucleotides. NCBI's taxonomy places the organism in Eukaryota, Viridiplantae, Streptophyta, Magnoliopsida, Malpighiales, Euphorbiaceae. The record is from RefSeq and is a predicted model, not a curated record.
CAAGAAGAGCAACACUUAAGUGCUAAAGUUUUCUCCAGAAUGAAAGAGCUGAGAUUGCUUAUACUCCGAAGUGUACCCACCUCUCAGGAAGUUGAAUAUCUUUCCAAUGAAUUAAGUUAUUUGGAAUGGUAUAAAUGUCCAUGUAGAACUUUUCCAUCAAAUUUUCAACCAGAUAAACUUGUCCAGCUCCAUAUGCAGCACAGCAGUAUUGAACAACUUUGGAAGAGAUCAAUGAAGCCUAUUAAGUUGCUGAAGGUCAUUGAUCUUAGUUACUCGGAAAGUUUAAUUGAGACCCCGGACUUCCGAGGGAUCCCAAAUCUUGAGGAGUUGAAUCUUGAAGGAUGUAAGAAUCUUCAUGAAGUUCACCGAUCUAUUGGAGUUCUAAAAAGGCUUGUUUUCCUUAACCUGAAAAAUUGCGGAAACCUUGUGUCUCUUCCAAGCAGCAUGUGUAACUUAAAGUCCCUUAAGAGUCUUAUCUUGCGUGGCUGUUCAAAACUUAAGAAACUUCCAAAUAUGUUGGAUAUGAACUGUUUGGAGGUGUUGGAUGCAGCUGGAAUUGGUAUGCAACAACUGGAAUUAGCUAAGCAAUGGAAUUUCCAUCUUCUGUCAUGGUUGAUGCCUUCGACUUGGAAGAAUCCAGAGCCUAUGGUUAUGGCAUUUCCUUCAGCUCUACCCUUCUUGAAAGAACUAGACCUUAGUUACUGCAAUCUUCCUGAAGGAGCCAUUCCUAAUGACCUUAGUGGCUUCCCCUUGCUGGAACGUCUCAAUCUAAGUGGAAACAAUUUUAUGACGUUACCCUCAAGCAUCAAUCAUCUUUCCCAACUCCAUUGUCUUGAAUUAUCUAAUUGCAAGAAGCUUCAGUCAUUACCAGAUCUUCCAUCGAAUAUCGUAGGUCUGUAUGUGGAAAACUGCACUUCUUUGGAAAGUCUUCCAAAUUUGUCUGACAAACCCAAUGUGAAGCAUUUUCGGAUAGAUUUCUCAUACUGCUCCAAGUUAAAUGAUAAGCAAGGGACAAUCAAGGUGGCGUUUGCAUGGCUGAAAAGUUUCCUGCUUUCGUUUCUAAAAAUCCGUCGGCUGCUCAGGAUACAAGAAAUCUGCACAAACAUGGAUCAGUUUGAAAAAAUUUGCCGCAAGAAAGGAAUUUAUACAUACAGACCAUAUUCAUUCCCUCGCUUCUCUAUGUACUUACCUGGAAGUGAAAUUGCCGACUGGUUCAACUAUCAGAGUUUCAACAGUCCGUUGAAAAUAUACCUGUCUUCUUCUGAAAAAUGGUGGAACAUUGUAGGUUUUGUUGUUUGUGUUGUGAUAACUGAAGAUGAUGAACCUACUUGUGAAUUUGAAGUUUAUAGUAAAAACAAGUUUGUUUUUGGCCCCACCUAUCAUCUCAAAGAUUGGAGAUCAGACCAUCUUUACCUCUUCUUUAUUCCCAAUCACUUGAUUGAUCCUUAUGAAGAACAAAGUCCCACCAAGGUGAAGCUAACUUUCAAUGAAACAGAAAUCAAAAAGUGUGGGAUACGCAUUGUACAUGAGAAAGAAAUAGAAGAAUUACUCCAACUUGGUAAACCUUUAGAAAAUUUGUAUGCUUUUCAGAAUUUUGAAGAAAUAUAUAGUCCAAGCCAUGAAGAAAAUUUUGACAGUGGAGAGGAAGUAAGUACAGAGUUGGAAUUCUGGUCAGAGGGAGAGGCAGAUGAUAUGGAGUUGGGAAUCUGCUGCUCAGAGAGAGAGGAAGAUGAUGUGGAGUGGGAAAUCAGCAGCUCAUAGAGAGACGAAGAUGAUAUGGUGUGGGAAAUUGGCUCGCCAUUGCGAGAGUUAGAUUAGUUUUUAUCAGGAAUUAAUUGAUUAUCUAUAUUGUUUGCUGCUGAAAAGGUACAUUAACUGUAAUAAGACAUAAAUAUUGCUUUAAGGCUGUCGCCUAUAAAAGAUUCCAUCCGUAUGAGAAUUGUAGUUUAAGGCGGCC